CCCGGGCAGAGUUGGUUAAUGAGGCAGCCGCAACGAGUCCGCAGCCCGCUGCCUGCGGAGAUGUAGCGGCAGCGCGCGGCAGACCGCGGCGUGAAAGACGAGCGUGUUUCUCAAGCUGUUCACGUGCCGGGUCUCAAGGCGGCUGUUUGAACCGUUUUCAUUUGGGUGGGCUGAUUUAUUUACCAUAUCUUGCAAGUGUUAGUGCUAAAGUCAUCACAGGAAGCAUCCCUUACAUGGAACUAGUCCACUGACUGACUUGCUCAGCGGUGUCUGCUACACUGACAGAAAUGCUGAGUGAAAAUAGCUCUGUAUGCCUGAAGAAGAAAUGCUUGUCUUCCGCACCACACACUGAGCCACUUGAACAUGAAGAUGAAAAGGCCAAGUGGGCUGUGCAGAAGCGCUUUCAAACCCAUCAUCCUAGUUGCGAUUGGCUUUUGCAUCCUUUACACAGUCAAGUUAAAUUCUGAUUCUGGGAGGUGUGACAUGGCAAGAAUCCAUUAUGUAAACACUGAAUAUGCCAAGAAAGCCCAGAAGUUUGCCCAGCACGUCCUGCAAGCGGAGUGCCGACCGUCUUUCGUGAAGAAAGAGAUGAGUCGGUUAUUCAUGCAGAAGUACAGUAUGAACGUCCCUCCUUUUACAAGCAAGCACAUAAACGCGCAGCAGGGUGCCUUCAAAUAUGAACCACCCUUUGGAUUUCACAAGUUUUCAGAAAAGCUUCGAGACCUCUUGGAACUUUUGCCCGAGUAUGACUUCCCAGAAAGCUUGCAGUCAGCACCCUGCAAGCGUUGUGUUGUUGUGGGGAGCGGCGGGAUACUUCGUGGCUUGGAGCUGGGUCACGCCCUCAACCAGUUUGACGUUGUGAUAAGAUUAAAUAAUGCACCAGUUCAAGGAUAUACAGAUGAUGUUGGUAAUAGAACUACCUUAAGGCUGACCUACCCGGAAGGGGCCCCCUUGUCUCAUCGUGAAUAUUUCCCACAAGGGUUGUUCGUUACUGUUUUAUUUAAAAGUGCUGACUUUGAUUGGAUUCAAGCAAUGGUGAAAAAUGAAACAUUGUCGCUCUGGAUGCGGCUCUUCUUCUGGAAGCAGGUGGCGGAGAAGAUCCCUGUGUUGCCGAAGCAGUUUCGCAUCUUGAACCCAGUCAUCAUUAAAGAGACCGCUUUGGAUAUUCUGGAGUAUCCCGAACCUCGAUCAAAAAUUUGGGGAUGGGAUAAGAAUGUGCCCACCAUUGGCGCCAUAGCAGUGGUUAUGGCCACACAUUUAUGCGACGAAGUGAGCCUGGCGGGGUUUGGAUAUAAUCUCAGCCAGCCGAGCGCACGGCUGCACUACUUCGACCGCCUGUGUAUGGCGUCGAUGAACAGGCAGACGAUGCACAACGUGACGACGGAAACAAAAUUUCUUCAGAGGCUGAUAAAAGAAGGUGUUGUGAGAGACCUCAGUGGAGGAAUACACUGUGACUUCUGCAGCAAAAAAGCUCGUGACUAAAACUCCGUCCCAGAACUGGAUCCCGCAUGUUUCUGUAAGUUCAUCCUCUCAAGUGUUUCCACUGCACCAGCCACCCGAAGAACCACUGUAAAGCUGCUGUAAUUUUUAAUUUCAUGUUUAGCUGUAUAGUAUUUUUUAAUAUAUGUUAUAAUAAUAGUUUGCUUACCAUAAGAAUUUUGUGGGCAAUUGACACUUUGUUGGUAUGUUAUCUGAUGUUUGGAAAGAGAAUCAAAACCUUUAUUUUAUAAGCUAUUAUAUUUAGAUGUCUGAUCGUCAGCCUAACGAAAGAAAGAAAACCUUCUCCAGUGUCAGUCCAUACCAAUGCAAUGGAAAUAUUUUUGGUUUGGGAAUAUGAAGUUAUUUAAGUGGA
This is a messenger RNA of Varanus komodoensis (Komodo dragon), 1852 nucleotides long. RefSeq names its product ST3 beta-galactoside alpha-2,3-sialyltransferase 5 (gene ST3GAL5). The record is from RefSeq and is a predicted model, not a curated record. Lineage: Eukaryota; Metazoa; Chordata; Lepidosauria; Squamata; Varanidae. Gene Ontology annotation, molecular function: lactosylceramide alpha-2,3-sialyltransferase activity. The transcript has 9 exons. Bases 364 to 1482 code for a protein of 372 amino acids.